Molecule: messenger RNA, 1002 nt
Organism: Neoarthrinium moseri
Lineage: Eukaryota; Fungi; Ascomycota; Sordariomycetes; Amphisphaeriales; Apiosporaceae
Exons: 2
Coding region: 1-1002 (333 amino acids)
Source: RefSeq, a predicted model, not a curated record
AUGGUGGCCAUCUUCGUCGCCGGCGCAACCGGGAAGCAAGGCGGCAGCACCGCCCGCGCGCUCCUGGCCGCCGGCCACACGGUCCACGUGUACGUGCGCUCGCGGACGUCGGCGGCGUCGCAGGCCCUGGCGUCCGCUGGCGCGGUGCUCUUCGAGGGCGACUGGGACGACGGGAAGGACCAGGACGGGGCCUCGCUGCGCGCCGCGCUGGCGGGCACGCGGGCCGCCUUCUUCAUCUCGUGGCCGUCCUUCUCCGACGCCGACGCCGAGGUGCGCGCCGCGGGCCGGAUCCUGGCCGCGGCGCGCGGCACGCCCUCCGUGCGCCACGUCGUCUACAGCACCGUGCACGCCAUGGGGCUGUACGGGGAAGACGCGCCGGGUCUGCGGCGCAACGCCUUCCUGGCCGGGUACUUCCGCUCCAAGGCCGCUGGGGAGGAGAUGGUCAGGGGAUUCGCUGACGAGGGCGGGGGAGCGGGAACCCAGGGGGCCGCGGCGAGGACGUAUACGAUUCUGCGCCCGAGCGAGUUCAUGACCAACUACAUCCAGCCGUGGGCCGACUUCCAGUUCCCAGACCUGAUCAAAACAGGCGUCUGGAAUACAGCAUUCCCGCCCGACUUUGGCAUGCGGCUCGUAGACCCGGAGGACGUGGGGAGGAUCGCCGCAGAGGCGCUCCUGCAUCCCGGGGCCUGGGCCGGGAGGGUGGUCGAAAUCACGGGAGAGGUGCUCCCGCUGCAGGAGGAGUUCCAACUGCUGGGCGAGUUCGCGGGCAGGGAGCUGGGCGUGAGGACGUACGAGCGCGCCGAGGCCGAGACGAUCGCGGAGCAGAACCCCCUUGUGCAGUCGCAACUCCUGCGAAUGGACUGGGGAGACGGCCGUGAGACCGUGGCCAAAGAUGACUUGGGACUGGGCUUGGGCUUCAGAUUGACGUCCUUCAGGGAGUAUCUAGAUGCCAAUAGGGCAGCGGUCGUGGACACGUACAAGAACGUGCCUAUGAACCAUUAA